Messenger RNA from Spodoptera litura, 522 nucleotides. The record is from RefSeq and is a predicted model, not a curated record. Lineage: Eukaryota; Metazoa; Arthropoda; Insecta; Lepidoptera; Noctuidae.
GAGUUUUAUCAGGAUUAUGUUAUUAAGCUAAGUGCUAAUGCCGAGGCUGUUCAAGAGUGCAUCGCAGCACUCAUGUCUAAGAAUAAGGAGCAGGUAAUUGCUAUGCGAACUCAAGAAGCAGAAGAAAUAAGAUUUAAGGUAGGUGAAACUGUUUAUAAACAGGUAGCCAAGACAGCUCGAGCAGAUAAAACCAAACCUGUCUUCAAAGGAUCUUACAAGAUUCUGUACUUACACCCUAACAACGUUGUUAAGAUAAUUGAUAUUUACGAACAGAUAGAUUUGAGUUUAAAGAUAAUUCUUGAUAGAUUUAUGUUGUUAGAAGAUGCCAUGACUUAUGCCCCCUUAAAAAAAAUGCAUACUAGUAUUAUAAGUCCUCAGAAUCUUAUAGAAAAACUAAGGAACUUAGAGAACGGCGACGUGAAGAAUCUUGGCUUGUAUGUUGACAAACAGUCAAUUAAGUUUAAAGCUUACAGUACAGAACACUCUGUCAAUUUUAUACUUGAAAUCCCUACUGUCGCCUAA